Molecule: messenger RNA, 2363 nt
Organism: Astyanax mexicanus (Mexican tetra)
Lineage: Eukaryota; Metazoa; Chordata; Actinopteri; Characiformes; Acestrorhamphidae
Gene: coro2ab
Product: coronin 2Ab
Exons: 11
Coding region: 364-2109 (581 amino acids)
Biological process (GO): actin filament organization
Molecular function (GO): actin filament binding
Source: RefSeq, a predicted model, not a curated record
UAUUCGCAGAAAAUGAGAAAUGGCUGAAAUAACAAAAAAGAUGCAAAACCUUAAUACCUCAAAUAAUGCAAAGAAAACAAGUUCAUAUUAAUAAAGUUUUAAGAGUUCAGAAAUCAAUAUUUGGUGGAAUAACCCUGGUUUUUAAUCACAGUUUUCAUGCAUCUUGGCAUGUUCUCCUCCACCAGUCUUACACACUGCUUUUGGAUAACUUUAAGCAGUUCAGUUUGGUUUGAUGGCUUGUGAUCGUCCAUCUUCCUCUUGCUUAUAUUCCAGAGGUUUGCAAUUUGGUAAAAUCAAAGAAACACCUCAUUUGAAAGUGGUGUGAGCUGUAUAUAGGAGUGUGUGUGUGUGUGUGUGUUUAGUAUGAGUGUUGGAGAUCUCUACAUUUGCAAUGUAAAUAUCUAUGGACGUCAAACGGAAGGGAAGGUUCCUUCUGAUGAACUGAUGAAUGUGCACAUAUUUGUGUGUGUGUGGGUGUGUGUGUGUGUGUGUGUGUGCAUUCAGAUGUCCUGGCACCCUCCAUACCGCAGCUCUAAGUUCCGGCAUGUUUACGGGAAGCCUGCAGGCAAAGACCAGAGGUAUGAUGGCCUGCCAAUCACACGCGCUGUCCAUGACAACCACUGCUGUGCCGUCAAUCCAUGCUUCAUUGCUGUGGUCACUGAGUGUGCUGGGGGCGGAGCCUUCAUCGUCAUCUCUAUUCGGCGUACUGGGCGUGUGGACCCUCAUCACCCCCGAGUGUGUGGGCACAGGGCCAGAGUCCUGGAUAUAAAGUGGGACCCCUUUAAUGACCAUCGCAUCGCUUCCUGUUCUGAGGACUGCACGGUUAAGGUGUGGGACAUCCCCAACAGUGGUUUAAAGGAAAACAUUAUUACAGCAAGGAAGGAGCUUCUGGGACACAGUCGCAGAGUCGGACUAAUUGAGUGGCAUCCAACCGCCAAAGACAUCCUGCUGAGCUCCGCCUACGACUACCAGGUGUUUGUGUGGUGUCUGGACGGUGCAGGAUCUGUAGUAAAGACUCCCGUGUGUGUGAUCCAUCUACACACUGACCUGGUUCUGUCGCUGGGCUUCAACGAGGACGGCAGCAGACUGGCCACUACCUGCAAAGACAGAAGAGUCCGAAUCAUAGACCCUCGAACAGGACAGCUGCUGCAGGAAUCUGGAGGUCAGUCUCACAAGGCCAGCAAGGUUGUGUUCCUGACUGACCUGAACCUCCUCCUGACAACAGGAAACUCCUGCUGGAACCAGAGACAGUUCGCACUGUGGGAUCCGGAAGAUCUAUCAGAGCCUCUUUUGGAGGAGGAUGUGGAUGGAGGUUCUGGAGUACUUUUUCCAUUUUACGACCCGGAUACACACAUGCUCUACCUGGCUGGCAAAGGAGAUGGUAAUAUUCGAUAUUAUGAGGUCAGUGCAGAGAAACCCUACAUUCACUUUCUGGCAGAAUAUCGUUCUCCGCUGCCUCAGAAAGGCAUGGGUGUGAUGCCAAAGCGUGGGCUGCGCACAAAGCAGUGUGAGAUAUUCCGGUUUUACAGGAUGGUGUGUGUGAAGGACCUGGUGGAGCCCCUGUCCUUCACUGUGCCACGGAAGUUUGACGGCUUCCAGGAGGAUAUUUACCCAAUGACGGCUGGAAACGAGGCGGCCAUGACAGCUCAGGAGUGGCUGAAGGGUCACAAUAAAGGUCCGGUGCUGAUGUCCCUGAGACCCAACACUAAAGUUCAGAACCCUUACCCCGCUCCUGUGGAUGUUAACGAGCUUCAGCGGUCGUUCAGCAGCACCAGCCUUCAGAAACCCAGCGGUCCGAACGAGGCCUUCCUGCGGCUCAGCCAGAGCUCAGAAUACGACUGCACUGACCUGACCGGCUGGCACGAGGACGGAACACAGGAAAACGAGUGGAGCAACACACACCCAACACACACUCCCACAGAGACCUGGUGGUGCGAGUCAGCGGAGUUCACUCCUCCAGCUGUUGAGAAGGAGCUGCUGCAGGUGUUCUACAGUCAGCAGGAGGAGAUCCAAUCACUGCGCUCACAGCUGGAGCAGAGAGACAGCAGGAUACAACAGCUGGAGCUGGAGGUAAAGAACAUCCGCAACCAGAUGAGAGCUUCAUUCUGAUACAGGUGGGGGUGGAUACUGAAGGAAGAAGCCCUGCCAUGAUUAUAUUUUGAAGUUUAUGAUGAACGGAAUGAUGAUAAAAAUGGGGCAUCAUUACCCUGCUUUUAGGCCAAGAUAUCCCCUCCCCCCAAGAAUGCAUAACAUAUAUGACAAACCUCUGCUAGUCUUUGUACCUUUGAAACAAGUUUGUUUAGAAUGAAAUUGUAGCUUUAAAAGUAUUAUGUUUUCAAAUAAAUUGAGUUUUUUGUUUUUCA